This is a messenger RNA of Manis javanica (Malayan pangolin), 4246 nucleotides long. RefSeq names its product ubiquitin conjugating enzyme E2 N (gene UBE2N). NCBI's taxonomy places the organism in Eukaryota, Metazoa, Chordata, Mammalia, Pholidota, Manidae. The record is from RefSeq and is a predicted model, not a curated record.
CGAACAGGGACUACAUUUCCCGAGGGGCCUCGGUGGCGACGGCGGCGGCGGCGCGGUAGCGUCCCCCGGAAGUGGAGCCCGGGACUUCCACUCGUGCGUGAGGCGAGCGAAGCCUGAGACUAGACCAGAGGCCGAACUCGGGAUCUGACAAGAUGGCCGGGCUGCCCCGCAGGAUUAUCAAGGAAACCCAGCGUUUGCUGGCAGAACCAGUUCCCGGCAUUAAAGCAGAACCGGAUGAGAGCAACGCCCGUUAUUUCCAUGUGGUCAUUGCUGGUCCUCAGGAUUCCCCCUUUGAGGGAGGGACUUUUAAACUUGAACUAUUCCUUCCAGAAGAAUACCCGAUGGCAGCCCCUAAAGUACGUUUCAUGACCAAAAUUUAUCAUCCUAAUGUAGACAAGUUGGGAAGAAUAUGUUUAGAUAUUUUGAAAGAUAAAUGGUCCCCAGCACUGCAGAUCCGCACAGUUCUCCUAUCGAUCCAGGCUUUGUUAAGUGCUCCCAAUCCAGAUGAUCCAUUAGCAAAUGAUGUAGCGGAGCAGUGGAAGACCAACGAAGCCCAAGCCAUAGAAACAGCUAGAGCAUGGACUAGGCUAUAUGCCAUGAAUAAUAUUUAAAUUGAUCUGAUCGUCAAGUGUGCAUCACUUAUCCUGUUCUGCCAAGACUCUUCCUUUUUUGUUUGCAUUUAAUGGACACAGUCUUAGAAACAUUACAGAAUAAAAGCCCAGACAUCUUCAGUCCUUUGGUGAUUAAAUGCACAUUAGCAAAUCUAUGUCUUGUCCUGAUUCACUGUUGUAAAGCAUGAGCAGAGGCUAGAAGUAUCAUCUGGAUUGUUGUGAAAAGUUUAAAAGCAGUGGCCCCUCUCUGCUUUUAUUCAUUUCCCGCAUCAUGGUUUAAGUAUAAAGCACUGUGAAUGAAGGUAGUUGUCAGGGUUAGCUGCAGGGGUGUGGGUGUUUUUCUUUAUUUUUUGUUGGGGGUGGGUAGUUCUAAUUGUAAUGGGCUCCUGUCCCCCCCUUUAUGGUGAUCUAAUUGCAUUGGUUAAAAGCAGCUAACCAGUUCUUUAGAAUAUGCUCUCUAGCCAAGUCUAACUUUAUUUAGACGCUGUAGAUGGACAAGCUUGAUUGUUUGAACCAAAAUGGGAACAUUAAACAUCACAGCCCUCACUAAUAACAUUGUGACUUUGCUGUCAAGUGUAGAAUCCUCCCUUCAAGAAAAAGCUUGUGACCAUUUUGUAUGGCUUGUCUGGAAACUUCUGUAAAUCUUAUGUUUUAGUAAAAUAUUUUUUGUUAUUCUACUUUGCCUUUGUAUAGUUUAUUUUACUGUGUUGAUUCAUUUUAACAAUGUGACAAUCGUAUUUAAAGAUAAAACUGAUGGAACAUUCUGUUUUGGUCUUCACCAUCUGACAAAUUGAAUGGCAGGAGGUGGAUUCUGCCAGUUUCUUUUCACUGAUGCAAAUUUGUGUUAAGAUAUCACUGGAUGGAGUAUUUGUAAGCUGGCCCUGAGCAUGCAUCAGUAUCUGACAUAUUUUUACCUCCUAGAAAUUUGAAAUAAAUGUUUGUGCUGUCCGAUUAGUUAGAUGAUCAUUGGUGUCUUGACACAAUGUCUGAAAAUUACUGUACAGGAGGAGAGUCACAGCAAAGCAGCAGUUGUGACUUGACUUUGUGUAGGACUUUCACAUGUGCCACAUUUGUAUCUGGCAUUUGGGUUAUGACCUUUUUCUUGGUUCUUGUCUGAAAACUUCAUGUAUGACCAUUAGUAUGUGCUAUUAGGAAACACUUGGGGUUUGCUGAGGCAUGUGUGAGUCUUCCUUAUGGACCUGAUGAGCAUAUCUCAAGCAACCAGCUUGUGUGUCAUCAGAAAGAUUUCUUUCUUUGAGAGCAUCAGACCCUCAGUUAAUGGUUCUUACUUUCAUCCCUCUAGUAUUUUCUGUGGAACCUCCUUUUAUUUCAUUUGAUAUUCAGCAAUUUUUUCUGCAUUGACAGAGUUCCUUCCCUCCACCCAACUGUUCUUUGCUACCUUUUUCCAUAUAUAAUUCUUGAUUCUUGUUAUUUCAAAGUCAUCAGUGUAGCCAUCAUAAGUAUGUAAAUGUUAACCUGCAGGUUGGAACCUUUGUCUCGCAGGUUUUUUUUUCCUUGCAGUUUUUAAGGGAAUGAAUAUUGUAGCCCAUUUGAAUUUUCCCCAUUCUUCUCGUAACUUCUGGAGUUUCUUCAGAAUGUGGUGUAUUUUAUUGUGCUCCUAUGUAAGAUGAAGAGUUAUCUAUUAAAAUUACAUUUUCAAUAUAAAAAAGUUUUAAUGACUGGUAACUGGUAUCCUUCCCAAUAAAUUCAUUGCUUGGAAACAAAUGUUAGUUUAAUUCAGAAUGAAAUUGUUCAUAACCCUAAAUAUUGUAAACUAAAACCUGUUAACAGCAGUUGCCAUUUAUUACACUUACUGGGCUGUUUUAGAGAGUACCUUGGAGCUAAGGAAACAAUCUCAUUCUGGGGCCAAAAUGAAUGAACAUUCAAGCAGUUUAAGUAGAGAUCACCUUUAUUUAUUGCAGGUGGCACUGCUCAUGAUGAUACCUAAGUAUUACAUAGUGAUUUAUGUCAUAAAAUUUCCAGAUUUAAGUCUUUUGCAUUGCAAAAAUGCGUUUAAAAUACGACUCUAAUGCCUACUGAGUUCGAGUUAUAAAAGUACUGAAAUGGAAUAGUUGCUUUUUCAUUUCAAAUACAUGAAUUCCUAAUUUCAUGGCAUUAGGUUUUUUUCUUUUUAGAUUUUGUUAAGAGUCCUCAUUGUUUUGAUAGGACUUGCUUUCUCAACCAGUAGGUUGAAAUGAGCCAGUAUGUUCACUGAGCUUGCUUAGGAUUUAAGGGCCUGUGGGAGAGGCCAAGGUAGAGUUGGAAAACCGGCAGCUACAUCUGGCUUUUGGGCCAGUUUUCCUGGGCCCACACAGUGCAUUUGGUUAAAACAUUCUUAAUUCAAUGCCAACAUUUUAAAAGUUGGGCAAUUCACAUGAAAAUCCAGGAUUCUGGUAACUUGAAUGAUCUGAAGUCUGACACCAGUGGCCAUGACCCAUCUUUGUACAUGGCAUCUGCUGGGAGGGUAGCAGCCACCCUAAGGAGAGCUGUUACUCUCUUCUUACCCAGUGACUGCAGUUGGCUAGUCUCCCACCCAUCCUGCUCCAUUAUUGUAGUCCUGUUGCCUUGAAAGCCUUUGACUUUCUAAGCUUAAGGACACAGUUUAUUUGAUAAAUAAGUGUUUAAUAUGUUCCCAACACUGUACUACUUGUUGGGGGCAAUUAGGUAAAUGAGACUGGCCUGGGGUUUUCCCCUGUGGACCUUGCUAUCUAAUGGGGGAACAGGCAUGGACAAACACAACUCCUGUCACGGAGAAGGGAAGUAAGUACUUAGGAGAGGGGCUGCUCUUCUGGAUUUAAGCCAGAUGCACACCUCCAGGCAGGGGAAGAGAUGUGCAAAGCCCUGGGAGAGAGGGAAAGAAUCUGAAUAUACUGAUGGAUAUGUGGCUUCGUGAAAAUCGGCUUUGCCCACUCAGAGCUGAGUUUUUCGGAAAUUCUGACCUGUUAGGAGCUUUAUGUUUUCUAUUUGUUUUUUUAUUUUACUAUAGUCCACUUGGCUGUGAUGUGCUUCCGCAUUUGUUUAUCUUGGUCCUCUCAGAGACUGCCUAAUAAGAUCUUGGAUCUGGAAUAUGUAGAACUUAAGCCCUCAUCUAGAUAAAAAACAUACUUUAAUACAAAAUUUCAGAAGCAUUUGAGAUUAAAUACAGAUCUAUAUAUAAAAGGUAUAGGUGCUAUGUAUGGUCUAGCACUGUUAAAGAACAGUGCAGGGAAGGGAAUACAGUAUAGUACAAGACAAACUUCCUAGCUAAAUGGAACUAAAUGGUGUUAUGGGAAUGAUAGGAACUAGUUUUGUUUUUAUGUUUAAUGGUUCAAGAAUCUUUUUUGGCUAUUCUAGCCACAUCAGUUUUUUUGUUAGUUGCAGUAGAAUAGAGUCCUAUCUAGAAAAGCUAGCCAAAGAAGAUAAAAUGCCAUUAUAGGACAACAUCUAGUUCAUCAGUCUAUUUAAGAACAAUGUAAUAUUUCAUUGGAAUAAUGUAUUUUGGGGCUGGGGACAUUUCAUUUUAGCUAUUUAGCAUGCCGCUUAGUUUAAGGAAUUAUAUCAGGGGUUUAUUUUUUAAAUGAUUUCAUGAUCACAAAAGCAAAACAUGUUCAAUGUAAUAACUUGAAAUAUAAAGAAUAAAAAUCUGUAAUCUGCCA